GUUUUUUAAUGACUAUUGAGCAUCUACACUUUGUAUGUCGGUGUGAGUAUGCUAAUGAUAGUCCAGUGCUUGUAUCUUCUCUAUUGCCCUAAGUAUGUAGUAGAAAGUAGAAGAAAUACUAUGAUAUUUUCCUCUGUGUCUGUUGAGAAUUGAUGUUUGGAUCUGCUAAUUGAAUUCCCGCACUUUGAUCCUACCUAUCUCUGUCUCUUCUGGUAAUAUACUAGAAGCUCUAGUUGUAUGUAACAUAAGUAUAAUUUUCGUUUUCCACAUAGUUGUCCAGCUUAGCUGGUUCAACAUUCUGGAUAGAAGCUUCUUAAAGUUAUUCAGUACUCGUUUCAACGUAUAUUCCUUGAAAUUUGAAGACUGCUUCUAGGCGUGUUUCCCUGCUUGCUGUUUCUAACAAGAACUUUUGCUCUGCGAAUGUAGAUGCACACUAAUGUAGAUGCACACUAGAACAUGAAUGAUGUCGUAUACUUAUUUAUGAUAAGAACGUCGAUGAACCGGUGGUGAUGAUACAGUAGAGAUCAAGUAGAAUUGACGAAUUUAUUGCUGCAUUUGCUUUGGCCCUUCUAUUAUACUCGUGAGCGAUAAAGUUACGACUUCACUUUUUACAUCUUGGUUAAAUUGAGGUCGGGCGAUCGAUCGUCUUAGCGCUUUCAGCGCUAGUCUUCUGGUGGCAUUUUAUGCCACCAAGUUCAAGCCUUUAAGGCUUUGGGUACUACAUGUUUUGCAACUUGUUUCGUACAUCAGCGUCAGGGCAUCGAGUGACCGGUCUAAUUUAACUAGAAGAAGUAUUGUGCUGAUUGUGAAAAGAAUAACCUAGCUUGUCUACGCCUUGCAAGUGAAAUUCCCGAAAUUCUUUAGAUUUCUGAACAAAUCUUUCUGCGACUUCCUCAGACCCUGUGGCAAGCCCUACAUCGACGAACCACGAACCCACCGGCGCCAUCUGCAGCUCUUGGACUCCUUUCUCUAGCUACUUACUUUUAGACUAACUAAUUGGAACUAAUUUAUUAUUGCACAGGCAAAACGGUCUAAUCAUUAGGCAGCCUGCCACCUUACGAAAACGAUAAGAUUUUUCCGUUCGAUACUACCCCUUGCAAGUGAAAGUCCUGACUCUUUAGAAUUUUUCUUUUUUUGUACUAUCCACUCCACACCUAUACGUGGUUCAUCCUAUGUGCUCAGUAGAAGUGAAGAGAGCAGAAGUCGUUCCUUAGGAAGUUAUAAAACACGUGGGCAACAUCAUGCGUUAGCGCAUGCCUUGGCGUGUACCUCCUGCAUGUGUUUCGUGGGUAACGUGUGGCACCAUCUGAGCCUUUGGGAACUUCUCAGCCUUUGGGUGUGAACGACAAUACAUAGCGUGUUGGAAGAAGCUCAAUCGCCUUUCCGUGUACGAGAAGAAACUGGCUCAACGACUACUUCAUCUCCCCUGUGGUGUACAAGAAGAGCAAAUUUUGGAACCUGCAUAAGAACUACAUCUUAUAUGUAGAAAAACUCUUCUUCAGACGUUUUGCAGCAGCUCUAAGAAAAAGACGUCCGAUGUGCAGCUUUUGACUUUUGAAGAGGCUAAUCGCGAGUCUUUUUGCAACCUGGUUUACUACCUGUGCCAACGACCUUGCAGCAGGAGAGCUGCAAUACGUUUGUGCACCUCCACCUGCUUGCUGUCAAAUAAACUAUAAACUUGCACCAGAUACUAGGUCGUGGUCGUGUUCGGACUACGGGCAGACCGACAAAAUGACAGGGGACACGGACGAUCGCCUCUUUAUAGGCAUGAUAUCUCUCCGGACUUGUCCGGAGAGACGUGCCUUCUUCGAACAAGGAUGGAAUGAACAGAUUCGUAUUUUGAACUUCUUUUGAUAACAAGGAUGGAAUGAACAGAUUCGUAUUUUGAACUUCUUUUGAUAUCUUUCUGGUUGUUCGUUGUAUUGUGGGUGUAAGAGCUGAGUAGUACUCUUUGACCUAGCCGCGUUUUUGUAGGGGCAGCAGACUCUUGUCCAUUUCUGAUUUACCUAAGAUCCAUUUCUGAUUUACCGCAACUACAUCACACCCUGAAUUACGUUACAAUAAUUUCAAAAAUUUCUCUACCGACUUGCAGGAAAAUGUUUGCCAUCCGACUCCGACAGUUCGAGUACUUCCAGUCCGAGUGGCAGCACGAAAAACGACUCUACUCCAACUUUCCUGGGUCAAAAAGUACACUAUCAUGUCGCCGAUUUAGAUCCGGAAGGUGGUGUAUUGGGAUGCACCCGGAGUCACAUGGCCUUGUACAAGAAGGCACUUGAAUUACGGCUUUUGGUCUAGUAAUCGCUUGCUGUAUCGACCUAGCAGGUAUGCCUAGUCCUAGCAGGAAUCCUCAACGAAAAGAGUGAAAUAGUUACUGAGCUCUAAUCUUCGCUGGACCGCAAGUCACCGCAGCGAUCAUCUUCGAAGACGAUGUCAAGGUCUUUUCUUCUUUUGGUUGACAAGUGCCCAUUCUGGAUGAUAAAUAUAAGCGUAAACUUCUCCUCGCAUGAUUUACUGCUGUUGUAUCACUGACUCCUCUCAACGUAAACUGUAAGGUUAUAAGGCUCAGCUUUCAAUGGUCACCAUUGAGAUUGGAGUCACUGAGAUCGAAGAAGCGACUUCCCCUUGAGAGGAGAACAGGGGAAAAGGAAGGGAAAGGGGAGAGCUUUGAAGGGUGUCUCUUCCGUUCAGCGUCAGUGACCAUUGAAUGCCGAGCUUUUAAUAGGGUAAACUCCGAGAACUUCGCUCCGCCAUAUUCUCCAUCAGGUGAACUCCCACUUCACUCCUGGAGUUAUCCGAGAUUUGCUCGAUGUGAUGGAUACGUGGGACGUCAUUCGGUUCCACAAGACGGGUAUCUGUUGCGUUCACGGCGCCCUGUCCGACCACUUGUAUCACACUUCGAAUCUCUGCGGACGCGCAUACAUGAUCUCAAGAAGCUUGAUGGAGUACUUCUAGCUUAUUCUGAUUAUUGUUGUUGAUAAGAAGGUACAUCCGCAUAAGAGGAAGCAGUAGCCUGUGCGCCAAGAGCACUGCGCUGGACUUGCUUCUGGAAAAACAAAAAUACAAGGAGGGCUGAGAACAAGGACAUCAACCAGCUUGAUUCGAUCAUUGUUGUUAUUUCAAGAAGCUUCAUGCUCAUGGAGUACUAUGCAUAGUUUGAUGUUGAUUGGGUUUUCUGACGUGGAUCGUUGCUGCAGUUUCCAACAUGAUCUACGAUUGAUGAAGAGGCAAAUCAAUUGCAAUUUCUUCUCCAAUCCUACGCACAAAUGCUGAAGUUGAAGCGUAUGUAUCGGAUUCUCCAAUUCUACACACAAAUGCUGAAGUUGAAGCGUAUGCAUCGGAUUCGCACACACAAAUUCGAACCCAUGCUUACUCCUUCUAGGUACACGCUCAAGUUCGAUAGCAAGGAGGUCGUUCCCUACACGUACUUCUUGCCGAAGGCCAGUGCACGACAGCUGACCUAUCACCCUUCUUUGAUCACUGAGGGGGCCUUCGGUUCAUGGAACACUGUCGGGUUCGGUCGUGCUGCAGGCAAGAGCCAAGAUGCAGCUGUUAGUGAAAAAUCCGGAGAUGCGUAUGCGAACGAGAGUUCUUCAGCUACCACUAGUGGCCGAGCAGCAGGCGCGACCUCGCCAAAGAAGACAAGUAGUGUUAUGGCGAAGGAUCAUUCAAGUCUGUUUAACGAGUAGUUCUUUGUAUCUAACAAGUCAAGGAAUUACUUGUCCUUUUUAGACUACUCGUUUCAGUACUCUUAUAGCCUUCCGUCUAAUCUCAGUAGAGCCAAGGCCUUGAAAGGUAAGGGAGAAGCCGAAAAAGCACUGAAGGCAGGAGCAGAAAAGGUGACCAAGAAAGACGAAGGAGGUGACAGGGCGCUAGCUUUUUUGCAGUGGACUCUAAAGUACAGUGAUUGUUAAGGUUUUUUUGUGAUUUGAACUUCAAGACGUGCAUAUUUCUUUCGUCUCCUCUUUUUAUGCUUGAUAUGAUCCCCUCCUGCUCCUUCCCGACAUCACAAUGUACCUGCAUGAAAUAGGUACACCACCGUUGUUGAGCAAGCGAUCGCGAACGUACAUUUCUGGACGAACCUGCCAAGUCCUCUAUUCAAGCCUACGACUUUUCCAGAGGCCGACUCCCUAUUGUCGAUUUGUCGUGGAGAGAAUGCCAAUGCCGAUAACAAGGCUGGACAAGCACCAGGAUCUUAUGAACGCCUAUCAUGGGAGUCCUAUAGGCAAAAUGUUGGCACCUACGAGCCGAUUACCGGCAUCUGCCCUCGACGCUUGUCUAGCGAAGGCUUUUUUUACUUCUUUUGGGUGCAGUUGGUUCAACGCUUUAUCGCUUUGGUAUACAGUGUGCUUGGGAUGUCGGCAUUAUGGAGAGAUGGAUUGACGUAAAAGUUUUCUGUAAAAGUGAGAAAUCUAGUACUAGGUAGUGUAAAUAGGCACAUCCUUUCACAACGAACCCGAGUCUCCCCUACCAUAUGCACUUCGAAUGGGCUAUCGUCACUUGUCAUACCCUAUCCACCCCCUGCCAUAUCCCAUCCCAAACCUUUCUAAUCCUAUCCGCCUCCGCACAAGUGGAAGACUUGUCUGAAACCGGAAACGACGAAGAAAUCUCAGAGGACGUGCUAGCGCUAUUAGAGUGCAAGGGUGCCGCACAGCAGACUCCAGGAGAAAAGAGGCUAUUGCUGAGACAAAAGCGAAAGAGAACAGGUCUUUUGUUGCGAUAUUCCGAUGUUUUGACAUCCAGUGCCUUGCCGAAUGCUGCUGCGGGUUGCAAUGGAGCAGCAGGUGCUAGUACAAUCACAAACUCCUCUAAGCCAGAGUCCCCGAGCGGAUCAUCACAUGCGGUCGAUCUGAUGAAGACAGCUAGCGGAAGUUUGCGUAGGGUGAUCAGUUCGGAGUCUGCAGCUUUCUCGCGCACAGUAAGUUUGGACUCGGACGCAGGGUCAACUCUGGAUGCAGAUAGUCGAACAGUGAGCAGAACAGGAGUGGCUGGUGAAACAACUGAUGUUAUGAUUACACGAGCAGGCUAGUAGUAAUAGGCCUUCAAUCAACAUUGAGCCCGACCUUUACACAAGUAAGAGCAGGCUAGUAGUAAUAGGCCUUCAAUCAUUCUGAGCCCGACCUUUGCACACGCCAAUUUGAAACAAAUCAGUGACGACUGAAGAGACUGCUGCUAUCCAAGUAAAGAUCGGUCUCUUCACGACGCAGGGUCAACUCUGGAUUUGUUUCAAACAUACUACACAAGGGUACCCAUAAAGAGAUGGGACGAUCAUAGAAUAGUGGAGGGAAAAAACAAUAGAAGAUGACUGAGGGAAGAUUUUUUUUUCAUCAACUUGCUUCAACACACACCAACAUUGAAGAUUCGGAUGACAAGCACGGAUUUGUGCUUCCAAGUAAAGAUCGGUCUCUUCAGUCGUCACUGAUUUGUUUCAAAUUGGCGUCACUGAUUUGUGUAUCAUCAAUCUUGUUCUGUUCUUGUCUCCUCUUCUAACACUCGAGGCUGCCUGUACGAUGUUGUAGUAGUCGGCGCGGGCAUUGCCGGUUCUUCCUCAGCCUACCACCUCUCGCAAAGAGGCGCGAACGUUUUACUCCUAGAGCAGUGGGAUGUUGCAAAUGAGAACAGGAGAGCAGGAGCCAAGGAAGGCGGUCCUUCUGGCCUAGAGAGUUGUGGAAGCAGUAGAGGUGGACCACGCCGUAUAGGUACACUAGAUUUGGCGCCAGGAACUAGGGUUCGAGAAGCAUGGACGGCAUGGACGGAUUUGCGGGCUUUGCACCAAAAAGCAUUGAACUUAUGGCACAGCUGAUACUCGUAUGUAUGAUACUUUUAUCUUCAGUAGGAAUCGCGUAUGAACAAAAAUGCAGCUAGCAUCUGCCUGGAAAACUAGACAAGGUUCAGCUAAAAAUUGAAAGAGAUAAAAGAUAGCAUGUUGCAUUUAUCAUGUUUAAUAUGGGGUACUCUUUUAAUACAACUAUCCGCAUAUGCAUUUGCUCUAAUCCCUGCGUCUGGAAGAACUAGUGACGCCAAAACGCUGAACAAGCACGCAGCGAAGCGAGCUGCCGCAGAACAAGCACCUCUGCUAGACGUGGUCGGAGAAGUCCUAGUCGUAAGCAUUUUUCCUUUCGGCUGGUUGCUGAUGAUCUUUUUCCUCAUCUGGUGGGCUUGCCGACGAAUUUUUGCGGGUGCAGACUCCUUGCCACGAGGUUUAGAACUGCUGUUCACGCGUAGCCAGGUGAUGGCGAAACUGCCAAAUGACGCCUUCAAAUUUGACAGCUGGAACGUGUUUGGGAUCUACUACAGCGACGCGGCUGCCCUCUACACGAAGGAAAUCCUGAAAUACUUCCACGCUCAAGCUGUACCAUUAACGUGGGAAGCUGCAGUUGUUGCGAAUGGAACAAUGUCUACUAUGUCGUCGUCUUCGGGUGCAGCCCUAGUAGAAGGUGGUCAUCUGAGCAGCCUUCCUGCAGAGGAACUAGCGCUUCCCGCGCUGAACGAGGAGGAUACCAUAAGCCGGGAGUCGAGUGGCAAGUCCAGUGGCCAUGGUGGAAACGCAUCCUCCAGCACUAGCACCAACUCAGGAAGCUCAAUUAAGGCUUACUAAGUACUACCCUUAAAAAUAUCCAUCUGACUAUAAGUACCCUUAAAAUCCAUCUCCAGAACCGUCUUAGGACUUACUAAGUACCCUUAAUAUAAUAUCCAUCUCCAGAACUACCAUCUUAGGACUCACUGUUCCACAGGGGGGAAUUGGUUUCAAGAUGAGCCUCAAGAUUGAUUAGGGGGAGCUCUAACGCAACGACUGGAAAGUCAGCGACCAGCAAUGACGAGGUAUCACCAGAUAACGCUUCCAGUACUGCUACAACUAAUAGUGUUAAGUCAACAUCGAACAAACUCAGCAGCAGCAGCAGCAGCAGCACUCCGCAGAGUUGCACUAGCACGAACACUGG
This is a messenger RNA of Amoebophrya sp. A25, 6938 nucleotides long. The record is from the annotation of a GenBank genome assembly. Lineage: Eukaryota; Dinophyceae; Syndiniales; Amoebophryaceae.